GUCCUGAGCAGUAAGGGAGUGAGGGCAAGAACUUAAAACUUUUGUGACGAAACCUAGAAAGAAGAAUGGGUGUGUGUUCGUGUGUAUGGAAGAGAGAGCAGGAGAGCUAGAAACAAGGACAGAGUUGAUCUUACAGACAUAAGGAGCACGUGUUAUGAAGAAAAAAUGCCCACUAACUUCACAGUGGUUCCAGUGGAGGAUUGUAAUGCAUCAGGUUCGAACUAUGGUGGUAAUAACCCAGAGGAGGAGAGGCGAGAACUUUUGUUUGGACCUUCUUCAGCAGGUGAUGACACCCCUGGAGAGGACAAUCCCUUCCUUACUGACCAUGACAGGAGCUGUGAUGGGAAAAACAUGGCACUCUAUGAGGAAGAAAUGGACAGUACCCCAAUGGUGUCGUCCUUGCUCAACAAGCUGGCCAAUUAUACUAACCUGACACAGGGGGUUGUGGAUCAUGAGAAAGCUGAAAGUGAGGAUGGAGUUAAGAGGGUUGCCGUCAAGGGUCCUCAAAUGGGCACGUUUAUUGGUGUGUUCCUGCCCUGUGUGCAGAACAUUUUGGGUGUGAUUUUGUUUUUGCGCCUCACCUGGAUUGUAGGCACAGCUGGAAUUUUAGGCUCCUUUGCCAUUGUCUUCAUGUGCUGUGUCUGUACUUUACUGACAGCAAUAUCUAUGAGUGCUAUUGCAACUAAUGGAAUGGUGCCAGCUGGUGGCUCAUAUUACAUGAUCUCCAGGGCAUUGGGUCCAGAGUUUGGAGGUGCUGUUGGUUUAUGCUUCUACCUCGGUACAACCUUUGCUGGAUCCAUGUACAUAUUGGGCACUAUAGAGAUUCUUUUGAUGUACAUAGUGCCAAAUGGAGCCUUGUUUGAGGAACAGUUGAAUAACAUGCGGGUGUAUGGAACAUGCUGCUUGGCCCUCAUGGCACUAGUGGUGUUUGUUGGGGUCAGGUAUGUGAAUAAACUGGCACUGGUCUUUCUUUCCUGUGUGAUUCUCUCCAUUAUGGCCAUCUAUGCUGGAGUCAUCAGGACUGUCAUCAGCCCUCCAGAUUUUCAAAUCUGUUUGCUGGGUAACCGCACACUAAAAAAUAUUGAAUUUGACAAAUGCAUGAAGACAGAAGUGAUCAACAACGAAACCUAUACGACAGACCUGUGGAGGCUGUUCUGUAAUUCAUCUUACCUCAACGCAACAUGUGAUGAAUACUUCACUCAGAAUAAUUUAACAGAGAUCCAGGGCAUUCCAGGAUUGUUAAGUGGAAUUAUUACAGAUAACUUAUGGGGAGAUUAUGGCCCCAGUGGGAUGAUGUUAGAGAAUAAGAACCAGAUACAAUCACCAGCAGAGAAUAUCAGAGAAUCUCAAAAAAUAUCAGAAAAAAUCAAAGAAAACCUGCCUUAUAUCUACAGUGACAUCACCACAUUCUUCACAAUGAUGGUGGGCAUCUACUUCCCCUCAGUCACAGGGAUAAUGGCAGGAUCAAACCGGUCUGGAGAUCUAAGAGAUGCUCAGAGGUCCAUCCCCUUUGGCACCAUUAUGGCCAUUAUUACCACUUCUAUCAUCUAUAUUUCCUGUGUGCUUUUGUUUGGGGCUUGCAUGGAGGGAGUGUUAUUGAGAGAUAAGUUUGGUCUCUCUGUGAAAGGAAGCCCGGUGGUAGGCACUCUAGCAUGGCCUUCACCAUGGGUUAUUGUGAUUGGCUCCUUCUUUUCGUGUUGCGGUGCAGGACUACAGAGUCUCACUGGCGCCCCCAGGCUUCUGCAUGCCAUUGCACAUGAUGGAAUCAUUCCAUUCAUACAGGUAUUUGGUCACAGUAAAUCCAAUGGUGAGCCAACCUGGGCAUUGCUGCUAACUGUAGGAAUUUGUGAAAUCGGGAUUCUCAUAGCUUCUGUGGAUGCUGUCGCUCCCAUUCUUUCAAUGUUUUUCUUGAUGUGCUACCUGUUUGUAAACUUGGCUUGUGCUGUCCAAACGCUCCUACGCACCCCGAACUGGAGACCAAGGUUUAAAUUCUAUCACUGGAGUCUUUCGGUCCUGGGCAUGACUCUUUGUCUCACUCUCAUGUUUGUUUCAUCCUGGUAUUAUGCCCUGGUGGCUAUGCUGAUUGCAGGAUGUAUUUAUAAAUACAUUGAAUACAGAGGUGCAGAGAAGGAGUGGGGUGAUGGAAUCAGAGGUCUGUCCCUAAAUGCUGCACGGUAUGCACUUAUCAAGUUAGAAGAAGCUCAACCCCACACCAAGAACUGGAGGCCCCAGCUAUUGGUGUUGCUAAAUCUUGACUCUGAUUUGAUGGUGAAGCACCCACGACUGCUUUCUUUCACAUCUCAGCUGAAGGCUGGGAAAGGCCUGACCAUUGCUUCUUCAGUGCUGCAGGGAACCUAUAUGACCCGAAGUGCUGACGCCAAACGUGCAGAAACAAAUGUCAAGGCAUCCAUGUCUGCAGAGAAAACAAAGGGCUUCUGUCAUGUUGUGGUUUGCUCUAACGUGAGAGAUGGUUUCUCCAACUUGAUCCAGUCAGCUGGUCUGGGAGGCAUGAAGCAUAAUUCUGUCUUGAUGGCAUGGCCCAGCAACUGGAGACAGGCUGAGGAUACAACAUCCUGGAAAAACUUUAUUGAGACAGUGAGAGAGACGACUGCUGCACACCAGGCCCUGCUUGUGGCAAAGAACAUUGACCUUUUUCCAAGCAACACAGAGCGUCUGACCGAGGGCACUAUUGAUGUGUGGUGGAUUGUUCAUGAUGGGGGACUGCUAAUGCUGCUUCCAUUCCUGCUUCGCCAGCACAAGGUGUGGAAAAAAUGUAAGAUGCGCAUCUUUACUGUAGCACAUCUGGAUGACAACAGCAUUCAGAUGAAGAAGGACCUGCAGGUUUUCAUGUAUCAGCUUCGCCUUAAUGCUGAAGUGGAGGUGGUGGAGAUGCAUGAGAGUGAUAUCUCAGCCUUUACAUAUGAAAGAACCUUGGUGAUGGAGCAGCGUUCUCAAAUGCUAAAACAGAUGCAGCUGUCCAAAACCGAGAGGGAACGAGAGAUUCAAAGCAUUACAGAUGAAUCCAGGAGCUCCAUUAAAAGAAAGAACCCCCCAGCAGGUCUGACUCCUAACACUUUACAAGUGCCUGGCAUGGGAGAUUUGGAGCAUGAGGCUCACAUGUUUCAUGAAAGGAAUUCUAAGUGCCAUCGUGGCCAGCAAGAAGGCAACAGCCCUGAAUCUCAUCAAGUCCACAUGACCUGGACGAAAGAGAAAUAUGUUGCUGAGAGACACCGUCAGCGUGAGGCUAGCGCAGGAGUACGAGACAUCUUCAACAUGAAACCAGAGUGGGAGCACCUAAACCAGUCCAAUGUCAGAAGAAUGCACACUGCAGUCAAACUGAAUGAAGUUGUGGUCAACAAAUCCCAGAAUGCCCACCUUGUCUUACUGAAUAUGCCUGGACCACCUAAAAACAAGGAUGGUGAUGAGAACUACAUGGAGUUUUUGGAGGUGUUAAUGGAGGGUUUGGAGCAGGUUCUGCUUGUACGUGGUGGAGGAAGAGAGGUUAUCACCAUCUACUCUUAGUUCACAGUAGGAAUGACUAGUGCUCAGGGAAGGUUCAGAAAAAAGGAAGUAAUAAUAAAAUCUGUUUAACCACAUUGGGACAGUCAAUGAAAUAUUUAUAUAGUCAAAUACCUCAUUUAUCCAAGCAUUUCAUUAAUCUAUCUUAAAAUCAUGUUUAUAUGAUACCAAUAUGGAAGACUAUUCAUAUUUCAUAUUAUAUAUUAUUCAUAAGACUGUGAAAAUAUUCAUAUUCUAUACAGUGGCUCUUUCACACACAAUAUAUCCCAAAGUUAAUGUCCAAGUGUUCAAUUAGAUUAAGUCUAAUAUGUUUUAGGAAGGUAUCACUUCAUACAUUUUAUACACAAGUGUGUGUGGAAGGGCUGUUGUGAAACCUACUGCCCUACUUGUAUAAAAGU
This is a messenger RNA of Tachysurus vachellii, 3917 nucleotides long. Its product is annotated as solute carrier family 12 member 7-like. The record is from RefSeq and is a predicted model, not a curated record. Lineage: Eukaryota; Metazoa; Chordata; Actinopteri; Siluriformes; Bagridae. Gene Ontology annotation, cellular component: membrane. Gene Ontology annotation, biological process: potassium ion import across plasma membrane; cell volume homeostasis; potassium ion homeostasis. The transcript is spliced from 26 exons. Gene Ontology annotation, molecular function: potassium:chloride symporter activity. The coding region runs from base 166 to 3522 and encodes 1118 amino acids.